Molecule: messenger RNA, 462 nt
Organism: Aspergillus calidoustus
Lineage: Eukaryota; Fungi; Ascomycota; Eurotiomycetes; Eurotiales; Aspergillaceae
Source: the annotation of a GenBank genome assembly
AUGUCCACCCGUAAGAGAAAGCAAGAGCUCGAAGAAGAGGAGGAGCUUCAGGCCCUCCCUAGUGACGAGAGCGAGGAAGAGGAGGAGUAUGAAAGCUCAAAUCUCGACGAAAGCGAAGGAAGUGAGGAAGAGGAAGAAGAUGCCUCCGAGGAUGAUGUAGAAGGCGAAGAAGAGGAGCCGGAAGGCCCUCCCGCACCCAAGAAGCGAAAGACAGCCCCUGCAGCCGAAGCCCCAGCCGAAGACGAAGAAGAAGAGGAAGAAGAGGCUGAAGCCAACGGCAAAGCCGGCGAGAACGGCUUCGACGAUGAGGAAGGCGAAGACAAGGACGAGGACGCUGAGGCCGAGGGCGAAGACGACGAGGACGUCGAGCAGACGGCAAAGUCUAGCGCUCCCGCUACAAAGGUCAAGGGUGAUGCAGCUGCUACCGAGGACACGAAGGCUACUGCGGAGGCGAAGGCUUAA